Messenger RNA from Gloeophyllum trabeum ATCC 11539, 640 nucleotides. RefSeq lists its product as uncharacterized. The record is from RefSeq and is a predicted model, not a curated record. Lineage: Eukaryota; Fungi; Basidiomycota; Agaricomycetes; Gloeophyllales; Gloeophyllaceae. Gene Ontology annotation, molecular function: zinc ion binding. Gene Ontology annotation, biological process: protein import into mitochondrial intermembrane space. Gene Ontology annotation, cellular component: mitochondrial intermembrane space. The transcript is spliced from 3 exons. The coding region runs from base 95 to 553 and encodes 152 amino acids.
CCCUCUCCUCUCGCUCACUCCGUUACUUAUCCCGGUACUUGCAUCCUGCACCGAUGCUCCUUUCCCAUAAUCCGUAAUCCAACCGCUCGCUCUCAUGCCCUCCCCUCCCCGAACACACCUGAAUCCUGAACGAACCAGCAAACACAUCCUGAACGCGCAGGUGUCCAUCCGCGCGCCGUGCUGCCGCGCGUGGUUCGACUGCGCGCAGUGCCACGCGGAGCAGCGCCCGGACCACCGCCUGCGGCGCACGACGGAGAUGACGAUGCUCUGCAAAAAGUGCCGCAAGGCGUUCAGGAAGGACCUGAGCGACCCCGAGCAGUGGGAGGAGAGCGACGAGUUUUGCCCGUGGUGCGAUAAUAAGUAUGUGUUAGAGGCCAAGAUCCCGCAAGCAGUGAUCGGCGUCGAAGGGGAAGAUCUGCGGAAGGACAACCGGAUGAUCAAGGACGAGCGAAUGCGGCAGCCCGCGCGCACCGACCUCGACGACGCGCCGCGGCCGCCGCAGAUGGAGCUGACGCCGGAGGAGCUCGCCGAGCUGGAGGAGCUGGCUGGGUGAUCAUGUACAUGGGGAGGUGUCUGGGCGAGGUGAUGUUGCUUCGUAAACGCUAUUAUUCGUCUUAAAUAAUGGAUUCAUUUUCGUCGU